UUUUCCUUCCUUUAGGACAUUUUAAUCGGAUGCAUACACAGCGCGCCGUUGUUUAUCUCUCUCUGUGUGGUUACCCUCUGGUGAAGGCCUGGGGUUGAACCUCACUAUCUCAUGAAAUACAAAAGCUUUAAACCACUUCCUGUGUCACUGAGUGAAGCCCCAGUAAUGCAGACCAAUUCAUGCUAAUGUGUGCGAUGAAACGACCCCAUAUCUGUCCCUAAAACAAGCACAAAUGUUACCGUUGGCGAUUAAAUGAUACAUCUGCACGGUAACGUGAACAGGUUUAGCGCUGAUAUUGCGACGGUGGAAGUUGUCAUAUUUUAUGUCCGACCAAAUCUUUACGUGCUUUUUUUAAAAACAGAUUUAGAUUUAAGCGUAAAUCACCGCAUGGCGUAUUGGGGGGUUUGCGUCGUUUUUCUUCAAGAAUGGCACAUACGCUACAAUCUCAUCGCCUGUCAAGGAGAAGAAAAUAAAAACGCUAACUUCCGGUAAUAACUUUCAAAGUGAUGCUCUACUCUAAUCAAAAAAAUGCACCAAAAUAUUGUUUUGCAGUAUCCAGACUGUCUAUGGGGAAAGUAAAUCCAACAUUUGUGUGAUUAUUAUGGGUUAAAUGAACUCAUUAGAGUAUUGUUAUUUUUAUUAUUCACUAUUAUUUUGAAUGCAAGAACCAUCCUUUUCCGGAAUCGUUGUAACUAGCCACAGAUGGCUAACGCCAAGCUACAGCGAAGUACGUCGGUCGGCGGCGCUGACAGACGUUGACACAGAAAAGAUUUAUUCACGCAAAAACGAAACACAGCUCGACAACCCUCGUAUAAGGGAGAAGACGUCUCAUUUGUCGCCUCACGGGUGCGUCGGCCUUUCCCUGCUCCGAGGACUGAAACCCGGACGUCAGGCGGGGAUGGAUGAGUGCUCCACCGCGUAACCGCUGCCGUUGGAUUAGCGAAGUCUGCGUCCAGAUGACCUGUGAACGUCACUGUUCAACAUGAAGCCUGUCAACUAUCAAAGCAUGCCGUCGUCUGUGAACGGAGGACAUCCGGCUUUAGAUCAUGUACUCAGCACUCCAAACGUGCUGUGCAGUGAGAAAUAUGGAUUUGCUUCUACAGAUGCAGCAGUGUUCAAAAAGAAUAUGACUGAGCAUACAGGGACACGCUUUUAUUGUUUUUACUGCAACAACGUCUCGUUCAGUGAGGCAGAGUUAAACGCUCACCUGAAGCAACACACUGCAAAGUAUCCAUUCAAAUGUCCUCACUGUGGGCAGGGCUAUAUGAGGAGACUGUGCCUUGUGAAGCACAUUGACCGUUUACACAGUAAAGGCAUUAGUUAUGGACCCGCUAAGCCUGGAACAACAAAAAUUCCACAAAUUCCUGUCUCCAGUGCCUUACCAAGUAUGCGUUCUGCUGAUCCAUCACUACUUCGACCGGUCGUGCGAGUGACCGUACCCACCCCGAAUGUACCUGCGUUGCGACUUGGAAAAGAUGAACAGAAGGUGAAAACACUGGACACAAAUGUAUCAAAUGCCACUAAUGGUAAUACAGAACUUUUGUCUCCUUUGCAUGGACUCAUUCAGCAUAACAGAGCUUUAACAGUCUCUCUUCCAGAGGAAGUAACAAUCCCUGCUGGCUGUUUGGUUGAACUUGUUGAGGUGAAAACCGUCAACGGGACGAAGGAGCUCAAACUGAGGCUCGUCUCUCAACAAGAAAAAGAGUCUGUUAUUAAAGACACAAGGAGUGCGGUCUCUCUAAACAAUGCUUCGGGAAAGCAGCUUUCAUCCACAUUAAAUCAUCCGAACACAGUGAAAUCUUUGAGUUUGGGGGUGUGCACCGAUAACAGGAAACAGUAUGAAACCAAGACUGUGAAUGUGGAGCAUCCUGCUGUUGUCCCAGUCAGUAUUUCCAAAAACCUCCCUAAUCAUAUUAACAAAGACAAAAGUGGACUGAAAAGAACAUCACAAGAAAUAAUCAACCUGGAAUGUCACACUGUCAUACCAAACAAAGUUGCCAAAAGCAUCCUCAGUCCUGCAAGAGAAGGAAAUGGUGGGAUCAAAGUUGCACAGAGAGAACCUGUGAACCAUAACGUUGCUCCGCUCACUGUUACCUCCGCCAGGGUUGCCAGCAGGUUGCCUAGCGCCCUGCAUCCAGAAAACAUGGGUGCCUGUGUUUCUCAGAGGGCAGUGGAAGAGAGAAAGAAUUUAAUUCCAGAGCAUGCCAAGUGUAUCCCCCCCAGGAGGGCAAGUGACAUUAAAAGCAUUCCUCGAGAUGGUUCUUUGGCUGUGAAGUUGGAACCAGGUGUGAUCCGCCUCAAGAGCGACACCACUUCCUUGAGUGUUCCCUCACCUCCAGCUGCCCAAGUGAGACCUCCAGUGAAUUCAGUUUGUAAAGUUAAUGUUGCGAAUCCAUCUUUUUCAUUACCCAGGACUCUACAUGAGCACUCGUCGUUCAAAACACCUGCUCUUUCUAGUCACUCUAAUUCAAAGAUCUCGACUUGGAAGCAGGAGGUCAGAUCCAGCGUGAGAGCUGGUGAUGGAGAUGUGCCCGAGCCCGAGGGUUUUCCAGUCAUUUCUUCUGUGUUUUCAUUAAGUCAACAGCCAGAGGGAGAGCAAGGCUCUAUUCAGCCGCUGGUAAUGGCUCUGCGUGGUAUAGUAAUGGAUAAAGCCAGCGGUUCUAGUGGUCCAGCUCAAGAAAACAUCAAGGUGACAAAGAGCACGGAGCAGGUGGAGGAGAUGCCAACAUCCGGCUAUGGUGCUCAGGUGGCCACAAAAGAUGGAUCCUUCAACCGUGACCUUUUACUGAAAGAGCAGACCAGUGAGUCUGUAAAAGUAGAGGAGCAUCAUAAGGGAGUUCAGCACCCCCCUGCACUGACUAACAGCAAUACCCACAUCAAGGAGGAAAAGAAAGGCAGUCCUUCAACUGACAAUAACAAAUGCAGUCACGUUCAUGAUUCAAAAUCUUCAACAGAUGAGGAAUCCGUUUCAAAAAUUCCCCCACAUUUAGACGCAUCUGAGACUGUGGACCCUCCGCAGAAAACGGCAAAAAGUGAGAACGACAUCUCAAAGUUCCUCACCGUCUCUCUGAAAAGGGUACAAGUAGGUGUGUGGAAAAAAAACAGGAAGGGACUGAAACUUAGAAUAUCCAGAUAUAAGACUCAGGGACGUAGGGGAAGUCCAAGGGAUUGCACAGUUAUUUACCCGACGCCACUGAAGAUGGACCAACUGGUGAAGCGGCCGGGCCCAAAUCAGCCUGUGGUGGUGCUCAAUCAUCCAAAGCCCCGGGCCUCCAUACAGGGAGUUAGAGCAGACACUUUAGCUGACAUUGGAGGCCCUGAGUUGGUUCCAAAGUGCCAGAUCUUAAAGAUGAGACUGGGCAAAGUGAUGGGCCAAAAGUAUGAGGUGACGGGGUGCACUGUUGGAGCCCUUCCGUGACUUUACCAGACAAUGUAUCUGAAGUGUACAUUUAUGAGGAGGUAAUUAGUAUUACAACUGUCAGAUGGUGACUUAAUAAACAAAGAAACUAUUAGGGCAGUUGUUUUUUUUAUGGGAGCAGUGGACAUUCUAUAAUUGAGCAUUCUGUUAUAUGAAUAUUGUUUAUAUUAUCAAGUGAUAAGGAAAGUUAAAGUGCAAUGCGGUUUGGCUGCUCUGUUCCAUGCACCAUGGACCAUCUGCUGUAGUAGAAACCGCAAUCAGUACCAUACAGUUGUUAACUACUGUUUCACAAGUUUGAGAAAUCGGUUGAUCAGUUAAGAGUUAAAUGCAUGCUGUUCACUUAAAAAGGAUAACAUACUGUUAUUGUUUUUUGUUUGCAUUCGUAAUGGUUUACUGUGGAUUUGGUCCGUCUUAAAUCCAACCUGAAAUGGUUGUGGUACACCUUAGAGGAUCAAAUUAGUUUGUGCCAUGCACAGAUCGCUGUUUUAAGGCUGGAAAAAUCGGUGGUGGGUGUCAUGUAAUGAACAAGUGUUUCGUGCGGGUAAGAUGUAGUUUUGUGUGGGUUAAACCUCGCACAGUAUUCACAACAAAAUCAAGUUACUCAAGGAAUAACCCCAAUUUGUCUGUUGUUAAUACUUAAAAGUAACAUAACAGUCUUAUGCAAGGAAAACUAAUUUUCAAAUUCACUGUCCCUCAACAUAUGUGGACACAGAGGCCUGUAGUUUUGUUUCUUCAACAUGAUCCCACUUUUCUUUUGUUGUUAUUCUUUAUUGGUUAUUCAUUUGUGUAGACAAAAUGCUACACCAAAAAUUAGGAGGAGCCGCAUCAAAAAAGUGGAACAUUUCACUGCUUUUAAUCCCGUAACUGGUCAGCUAGGCGUGUCUGGUUUCUAUUGCUCCUCCAAAUUUGACCUGAGAGCUUUCACUGUUACACGUGAAGGAGUGCUGUGCUCUUCAUGGUGUUUCAGUUGCUAGUGUAGUGGUGCAUUCAGGUACUGUUUGACCAUCUUAUAUUGUUACACUCUGGUAAAUUCCUUAUAUUGUUACACUCUGGUAAAUUCCUUGAAUGUUGUGGACCAGUGGACAACACUAGCAAGGUGUAAAUAUUUAAAGCUAAGCAUACAAACCACUUUUUGCUUUUGAAAACACUCAGUUAUCCCUAUAACUGGGUGAUGCAGAAGAAACAAAGUUUUUGCUUUCCAGUUGUCUUUCAUGUGCUGUGUUGUGUGAAAUAAACUAAACUUGGGAAUUGCAGGAUGUGCCCCAGUUUCCCCACCAGUACUUUGCUGGCCAGUCUUGGCGAUGAGCUUCAGUGGUUCUAACUAUUGCGAGUUACAUGGAGUGCCUGAAUGCACCGUUAGUUUUUGUUUUGGCGAGAGAGCUAAAAGCUGAGAUUUUGUUUUUGUUUCUUACCAACACGGGUGUUUGCCUUUAUGGAAUUUGAACAUCUAAUUAAGAUUAAGGUUAUCAAAAGUAUCUGAAGUAUUGGUACUUUUUCAAUACCAUGUGUUUAAAACAAUACAAUAUCCUUACUGAAGUAUCAGAAGUACUAAAGGUAUAAAAGAAAAAAACACAUCUGCAAUCAGAUAUUCAACUGCACAGAUAUGAAUUGUGUUUGGUGACUUUUUGUGCACCAGCAGUGUGUGCAGGGCGAAAUUCAACCCCAUUUGUGGGCGUAGGACUUUCUUGUCAUUUUUUUGUGGUAGUGAAAGAAGUAUUUUUUAUACUAGUAUUGUGUCAAAGUUUAAAAUUCUGGUAUAGUGACAACCUUAAUUAAAAUAUGUUGUAAUUGGCUUAUUUAAGGUACCAGAAAGAAGUAUUAAUGCAAAAAAAAAAAAAAUAAAAAAAAAAAAAAAUCAUCCAGGAGGAUUUUUACUUCUUGUGCUUUACAGUUUAUUUUAUGUAUUAACUUCAAUCCAGAGCAUCUUGCAGAAGAAGCUGAAGCUCCUCAAACGGUGGUGCAAUAAAAGCAGGACAAUUUGGUUCAUUACUGCCACGUACUUUUAUUUAUUUAUUUUUUUUGAGAAUUUUAUUUUACUGCCAUGUACAUACUCGGUGACUGUAGUUAUUCUGGGGACUUUAAAAACAUUUCCAGACUUGUAUAUUUUUCACAAACCACGAAAAUAGCACACAUGAUCAUCUGUCCACAUACUUUUCUGAUUUGUUUGCUCUUGUGACAGCAUUGCGACACCUGUGUGUUCUGUUUUGUAAUUUAAUCAUCAUGUAUGAGGUGCUAGACCUAUGAUAAAAUCCUAUAGGUUUUGGUUGCCUGCAGUUUUUACUGUGUAUAUAUGUUUGGGUCACCCACAGAUUUUAUUGUGUAAAUAUCUGUGAAUAUAAAACAUGAUAACUGGUGUUUAUACUCGGUAGGAAAUGGUUAACAUUCCUCAGCCUCUUCUCAAACAGGAGUUAUGUUGUGUAUUAACUUCCUCACACUGCGAGCUGCCGUACAGUCUUUGUCAUAUAUAAUUAUUUUAAAGUUGUUUAAGUGUGUGACAGUUCCUUCUGAAUGUUUUUUGCUUUGCUUUUCAUUCACUCAUUUGUGUGAGAAUUUGUCAUUUUCUGGUUAAAACUGAAACAGUUUUUAUUUUUCUUCAUACUCCGCGGUCAUUAUCAUGUUACAUGCUUUUAUAAUAACAAUUGUGUAUCUUCUCUCUUUUUUUAUUAAAAUGAUGUAAAUAAUCACAA
This is a messenger RNA of Scatophagus argus, 6105 nucleotides long. RefSeq lists its product as uncharacterized. The record is from RefSeq and is a predicted model, not a curated record. NCBI's taxonomy places the organism in Eukaryota, Metazoa, Chordata, Actinopteri, Scatophagidae. The transcript has 2 exons. Gene Ontology annotation, molecular function: RNA polymerase II cis-regulatory region sequence-specific DNA binding; DNA-binding transcription factor activity, RNA polymerase II-specific. Bases 983 to 3418 code for a protein of 811 amino acids.